AUGGUGCUUGUCUUCGGCUUUACCUUGGUAUGGUUCUGCAAUCCGACAGAAGACUCCAUCUCCCAGACGGGCAUUUUCAAGUUCGGUUAUACAAACGAAUUGCCGGAAGAUGAUGUCAACUCAACUCUCCGCGACCACUGCAUGUCCAAGGUGCUCAAAGGCAAAGCACCAAGUGACUACGAUUACUGUCAGAAUUCCAAGCACUACGGUUGUCAAGAGCCUCAUGCAGAGCAGGAGGUAGCGGGCUGCAUGAGGCUCUCGAAUGCUGAGCACUAUGUCUCCCAAAUCCGUGAUCCUGAUGGUGAUGGCAUCUUUCUGCCAACAGUGUGGUCCAACACGACAGUCGUCAUGAAGCCAUAUGGUACAGGAUGCGAAAAUUUGACGGGUUGCACGUCGACCCGAGAAGCCGUGCAUAAGUUCAUUCCAGGAAUUUUAGACUAUGGCUUUGUGAGCUUCAAGCUGCUGUCGAGGUUGGAUCAUGUAGAUUGGAAGGAUGUCAAUGCUCCACUAUGUCGGUUUGACAAGACCGGUAGAGUCUUCGAACGGGCGCUGAAUCUUGCGGGAUCAAUGCACUGCCGCGCGGUACUUGACAAUGCUAAUGCCGCAGUACAUGUGAAUCAUUCCUUUGUCCAUGUGGGAAGAUGGGGCACCGUGCACUUGAGUGUUCCAAAGUUAAUGGAAUUAGUUGGCGAUCGUCGCUACGACAACUUCGCGGACUUCUCGCGCAAGUUCUGGAAGUUGCGGGAAGACGUUGCUGGCUUUGAGAGCAGGCUGCCCGGGAGGCAACGGAGCAAAUUCAGGCAGUUGGUACGCGACUUACAGGACGGCAAGAACGACAAUUCUCAGCAAGUUGAGGAGUCGUUGGCUUUGGAAGACUCCGCAGAGUAUGAACGGUUGAAACGAAACAUCACGGACGCACACGCUUGGCUAUCGGAAAUGAAAGGCAGCCCGUAUUCUGUGUUCGUGAGUGGCAAAGGCUUCAUCGACAUCCCUGUUGAUGGGCCAACAUGGCCUUCCUUUGAGCUUUUUGACGAACCGAAGCAGCACGACCCUAACAUUUGCUCCCCGCGAAGCCGUGGUGGCAAGUUUUCCAUCAAAGUGCGCACCGUGUCUCGGUAUCCUUCAAUCCAAGAGUUCAACGGAGAUGUCGUGGAUUUCGUCAAAACAUGGGUACAGUGCUGGCUCGGCUUGAUAGUCUAUGAUGAUAAGAAACGCGAGUACCAUUGUUUUGAGGUGCAAAUCACGAUCAGCUAUUUCCGACAGCUGGUUUAUUCUGACCAGGAACGGUGGCAGGAGGAGGACGGUUCUCUUGUGCGAAAGGAGUAUUCAACAUCUGGCUUUGCAUUCAUUCUCCAGGGAGAACGAGACAUCGUCAAAAGAUUUGAUCCGCGCUCGCUCAUCUAUGGUCUAGCGUCGUUUUUUGUAAUUUUUCACUUCCCCACUUGGCUAUGCAGAUGCAUCGCGGCGUAUGUUGGGCCAGCUCGACAUAUCUACAGGAACGCAUUCAAACGCAAAUUCACUCUGAACCAUGAGAUCGUUUCCUGGAUUGUGCGGCGCAGCAGCGCGCUUUCGACCUUUGAGAAAAUCGCAGAAGCCAAGGACAGGGGACAUCAGCUUCGUGUAGAUGAGAUUGUGAGAGGACUGAAGAAGACCUUGCAUGAAGCCGAAGAGUGCGAAGAACAGGAACUUGCAGAUGCCGCGAUUCAGGAGCUGGCUGAGUUCCUGGUGAGCAAAUGCAAGAGAGAAGCAGACGAAGAACAAGCAGAUGGCUCAGAGGGCCUGACCCGACCCCCAUGCCUGGGAGAAGACGAACAACAAGACGAGGAAGCUGACGACUCUGCCUCGAAUGCUUCGGCCGAACCGUCCAUCCCAAAGCAGACUUUUAUCGAGCUGUUCGAGGAAACUCAGGUGCUAACCACAAAGCAACUCGCUCGCUGGCACGCACACAAAGGCCACAGAGAUCAAAGCCUGUUGUCUGAUAUUCUGUACCAGUUCGAUGAGAAUGUGAAGCGACCUAUCGGGGAUGCGAUUGAUAGGGUUUCAGAGGCAGGACGGAGCCCUUCAAAGUGUGGGCAGCAUCAUGAGGACUCUGAUGAAGAAUCCCAGUCCAUCCUUCUUAGCCAGCCCGGACCUGGGCAGAGCUCGCGAGACGCAAGGGCUCUCAACCGUGUGGGCUGGUAA
Symbiodinium sp. CCMP2456 is the source of this 2181-nucleotide messenger RNA. Lineage: Eukaryota; Dinophyceae; Suessiales; Symbiodiniaceae. The record is from the annotation of a GenBank genome assembly.